CGUCACGGGUGUACUUAAAAUUCAAAGCCAAAACUAAGUUUAUUAAUCAACAUGACGUUUAAUUAAUAUAGCGAUACGUGACAACCAUACAUAACCACCCUCUCGUUUAGUGCUACACCUUGCAUAUUCGUUGCCAUAGUUUUCUUCCUACAGUAGCUAAUGUAACGUAGAAUAAACCAAGUAACGUUUGAGAUUUUGAGCUAAAAAUAAUAAUAGAGCACGCGGAGGGAGCACACAGGUCACAACCAGGCGGGUUAAUACCCAACUUGGCCGUGACCAGACGCAGCAGGAGUGCCCGACACGCCCACUGCGGAUCGUUCAGUCGCCUUUCGUUCACGUACUCGUCCAAGCUGCCCCCCGCAAGGCUAUGGCGUUCUAUUCAACGCAAUACACCACCAUGAGGGCGGGAGUGGCUAGCGAAGGUGCGGAUACAUGAAGAGUGUGGUGGUAAAUACGUCAGACCAGAGGAUGUGGCGGCGCCGGAGGAGCUUCAAGCCAGUCAACGUCCGGGCACGUCGCCCACACACACACUAUACGCCUUACAUCAUACUAAAAAAGAAAAUAGUUGAGGCGCUGUGAUAUGUGGAGUGCUUGAAAGUAUGUCGCGUGAUCCUACGAGACGUCCCGCGGACUGACGCUGAAUCCAGUGUGAGGAAUUUGAGUUAUGUGCAGCGGCCAGCAAAGAUAAGUGGCGUCGCUACCCUGCUGACUAGUCGCGAUGGUUGUACCCAAAACUGUUCUGCUUCUCUUGAUACUGCAAGAUGCAGUAGGGGAAAUCGAUUACUCUCUCUGGUGUUACGAGUGCGGCACAGGCGUAGCCGGGGAACCCGACUGCGAGGCUUUCGCUCACGCCUCCUCCUGGGCUUCAUUCUGGAGGAAAUGUCCCAAAGACCACAUCUGUGUUAAAACUGUACCUAGCUGGGCUUCUAGUGACGAGAGUCGGAUGGUACGAGGAUGUUCCCCGGGGGCCAAUCUGCGAGGAACGCCGUUAAAGACGGGCUGUUGGAGUACCACUAACUCCCCGACCAUCAUGUGCUUCUGCGACACUGACCGUUGCAACGCCGCCCGCACGCCCACGGUUCCCGCCCUGACAGUGGCGGCACUUCUUGCCCUCGGCGCCGUCGUCAGGUGAUAAGAGCAGGGGAAAAGAGGAAGGUCGGUGCGGCAGAGGGCGAAGCAUCAGGCGCAAUUCCCAAUGUCUUUCACAGUAACUCAAAGCACAAAUGGAAUACUCGCCGUAAUACAUUAUAAUACGUAAUAUGUGUUUCACUCCUGUACAUUUAAACACAAACAUUCGCCGAACAUUAAAUGUACUUAAUUUUCAGAUAAAUUUUGCCAUUUUCAGAUAAAUUCUAGGUUUGUUUUAUACAGGUUUAGUGUAUACUAAUUAGUUUACUGCUUUGUGUACUGUAUUGUAUUUAAUGUAUUUUAUUAGAUUACUGUACUAAUCACUUUUUAUCAACAUUCAUAAUCUAGAACAGUUCAUUAUUUCGUUAUAUAUUUUUCUGAAUAUUCUAUGACGUAAAAUUUCACAUGCUGCAAUACAAGAAAUUUUCCAAUAAAAUUCUAUCGAGAUGAAGAGAGAGAGACUGUACCUGAAAGCAGCCCAUCAGAUAUCUUUACAUAACUAACCACAUACCUAAAGAUAACUCGCUAGAUUACAUAAAACCGAUAACUGGAUACUUUCAAGAUAAAAAUAAGAAAAACAAUGUUUCCAAAAUAGAUAAGGGCAUGAGCACUUUAAUGCAGUCAUAACCAUCCUGAGAUGGUCAUUCAUUUUCUUAAAUAAAAACAAUGUUGAAAUUUGCAACUGUCUUCAUUAGAGACCAUUGUUGUUAUCAAUAUAUGUAGCUAGGAAGAGUAAUUUAAAAAAAUUAUUGAUAAUUGGAUGUAACUUGCCUAUAUAUAUAGUUAUCUAUUUAAAUCUGUUUCGAAGAGAAAAAAUGCUAAAUCAAUUAAGAAAAAAUACUGGAAGCGAACUUUAUCAUUUUUAUAAUUUUUUAACUGCUUUAAAGAUUUGUCAAAGUAAAUAUUAAAUUAAUAAUUUAAAAUAUUUAAGGGGCAUUAUUCUACAGCCCUGAGAACUUCCCCGUGUAUUUAUCAUGUCACCCGUUUCAUUGAGAUAAGUUUGUGGUUACUAUGAGUUACUACGCGGGUUUGUUUAUCAACAAGGGCCACGCGGGUUUGUUUAUCGACACGGGCCACGCGGGUUUGUUUAUCGACAACGGCCACGCGGGUUUGUUUAUCGACAACGGCCACGCGGGUUUGUUUAUCGACAACGGCCACGCGGGUUUGUUUACCAACGUUCCACGUGGGUUUGUUUACCAACGUUCCACGUGGGUUUGUUUACCAACGUUCCACGUGGGUUUGUUUACCAACGUUCCACGCUUGUGGUUACUAUGGUAUACGAUGCCAGUUUCUCUACCAACGUUCCACUAGGGGUUGUGCAUCAACACUUCGCUCUGGCUUAUUUAAUAGUACUUUUUUUUAAUGACCAUGGUAGGGUGGGUAAAUGAUUAUAUUAGCUCUCAAAACACUGCAAGCUUUAGGUAGAGGUGUCUGGAGGGAGUGGAAGGUAGGCGGCGGAAUGCAGUAUGCGCAAGAUGGCAAACAAAUCAUAAUGCUUUAUACGUGAGUUGGAGGUCACUGACGACUUGCUGGUCUCUUGCACCAGAUCCUCACCAAUGUCUGGUUCCCUUCCCCCCCCCCCACUUUUGACGCAGGUGGUACACCGGUUUGAACGAUUACAUUUCAAUUUUUUUAGAGACAGUCUUUAUGUUGGCGAAUGUUGCAUGUGCAACUAAGGGUAUCCGGCGUCUGCACGUCUCAAGAAAUUAGUUAUGCACCUCCAAAUUAUUUCCCCCCGUGUGUACGCGUAAAACUGUCUACUUUAGGUUUGCCGGAUAUACCGUCAGAUCCUGAACGCACCCUUUCAGCCAGUGAUAAUCAACUGCAAUGAUUUUCAACCUUCUUUCCCAAAAAAAACAAAACAUCCCAUUACCAUUUUUUUUAUAAGGUUGCUUCAGUCAGUCUUCCCUAGAUCAUUUAUUGAAUUCGCUCAACUUUCAGUGUGAUGCAAGUGCGUGAAUGUGUACACAAAGACACUGGCCAUCAACACUCACCGUCUCGAAGCAGGCUUGAAUCAGGUUGGGUGGGAAGAAGUUUCUGGAAGAAAGGUAGACAAUCAUUUAUAUGUAGACAUCACAUUUGCUCUCAACAUUAUGUCAAGUGAAGACAGGUUCAAUUGGUGCUUGUAGUGUGAUAAUUGGGGACAGAAAUACUUCUCAUAAACAAUGCAUUUCACAUGUGUAAUGUAGUACGGGUGUGCUUAUAACUUUAUAUUUAGUGAAGAUAAUUUUUUUUUCAUAUUGGUUGACAUUGAUUUAAGAGUAUUAGACUAGAAGAGGCCCCUAGACAAAUGAUCUUUUUAGCUUGUUUGGGUGCAAGUUAAGAUCAGCCACCGGCUAGACUGGAAAGGGUGAGGACUGA
Messenger RNA from Procambarus clarkii (red swamp crayfish), 3489 nucleotides. The record is from RefSeq and is a predicted model, not a curated record. Lineage: Eukaryota; Metazoa; Arthropoda; Malacostraca; Decapoda; Cambaridae.